Mesoplodon densirostris (Blainville's beaked whale) is the source of this 1035-nucleotide messenger RNA. It is a transcript of the gene ANGPTL7, whose product is annotated as angiopoietin like 7. The transcript is spliced from 5 exons. The record is from RefSeq and is a predicted model, not a curated record. Bases 1 to 1035 code for a protein of 344 amino acids. NCBI's taxonomy places the organism in Eukaryota, Metazoa, Chordata, Mammalia, Artiodactyla, Ziphiidae.
AUGCUGAAAGAGACUCUCUCGGCCGUGGCCUGGCUCUGCAUUUUCACCGUGGCCUUUGUCAGCCACCCAGUGUGGGCACAGAAGCCCCCUAAGCGCAAGACACCUGCAGAGCUCACUGUGGCCGGCUGCUGUGAGGAGGCGAAGGAGCUCAAGGCCCAAAUUGCCAACCUAAGCAGCCUGCUGAGCGACCUGAGCAGGAAGCAGGAAAGGGACUGGGUCAGCGUGGUCAUGCAGGUGAUGGAGCUGGAGAGCAAUUCCAAGCGCGUGGAGUCGCGGCUCACAGAGGCUGAGAGCAAGUACUCCGAGAUGAACAGUCAGAUCGGCAUCAUGCAGCUGCAGGCAGCGCAGACCGUCACCCAGACCUUGGCAGAUGCCAUCUAUGACUGCUCGUCUCUCUACCAGAAGAACUACCGCAUCUCUGGAGUGUAUAAGCUUCCUCCCGAUGACUUCCUGGGCAGCCCUGAGCUGGAGGUGUUCUGUGACAUGGAGACUUCAGGUGGUGGCUGGACCACCAUUCAGAGGAGAAAGAGUGGCCUUGUCUCCUUCUACCGGGACUGGAAGCAGUACAAGCAGGGCUUUGGCAGCAUCCGUGGGGACUUCUGGCUGGGGAACGACCACAUCCACCGGCUCUCCAGGCGGCCAACCCGGCUACGCGUGGAGAUGGAGGACUGGGAGGGCAACAUGCGCUACGCUGAGUACAGCCACUUUGUCUUGGGCAAUGAACUGAACAGCUACCGCCUCUUCCUGGGGAACUACAGCGGCAACGUGGGGAACGAUGCCCUUGUCUAUCACAACAACACACCCUUCAGCACCAAGGACAAGGACAAUGACAACUGCUUAGACAAGUGUGCCCAGCUCCGGAAAGGUGGAUACUGGUACAACUGCUGCACAGACUCCAACCUCAAUGGCGUUUACUACCGCCUUGGGGAGCACAACAAGCACCUGGACGGCAUCACCUGGUACGGCUGGCAUGGGUCUAGUUACUCCCUCAAACGAGUGGAGAUGAAAAUCCGCCCAGAAGACUUCCAGCCGUAA